UUCCUAUCUCACGGGGCGAGAAGGCAGUUUUAGGCUGAGGCUAGAGGCAGUGGAUCCCCAAACGUUCCCACGUAUCGAGAAGCCAGCGGGGAUGAUGGCGAAGAAGCCCCCCAAGGCGGCCCCUCGGCGGAUUUUCCAGGAGAGAAUGAGGAUCACAUCCCUGCCCUUGUACUUCGAAGGCUAUUUGUUAGUGAAGCGGCCAGAGCACCAGGAAUUUAAACACUACUGGACAGAGCUGAGAGGAACUACCCUUUUUUUUUACAUCGACAAAAAAAAUCCAACGUACAUUGACAAAUUAGACCUGACAGAUCUCACAUGCCUUACUGAUCAAAAUCCGACUGAGAAGUGCAGUGCAAGGUUCCUGUUGGUACUACCCAAGGAAGAAGUAGAACUGAGGACAGAGAAUACAGAAAGUGGGGAGGAGUGGAGAGGCUUUAUUCUUACAAUUACAGAGUUAUCAGUCCCUCAGCAUGUGUCUCUGCUGCCUGGACAAAUGAUCAGACUGCAUGAAGUCUUAGAGAAAGAAAAGAAAAGAAGAAUUGAGUUGGAAGGACCACCCAAUAUACCUCUGAGAAAAGAAAAGCAACCGAUUGAGGAGUACGUGGAUAUCCUGAAUCCUAUGCCGGCGUGCUUUUAUUCAGUGUCUCGGAAAGAAGCAACUGAAAUGUUAGAAAAGAACCCUUCUUCGGGAAAUAUGAUCCUAAGACCUGGUAGUGACAGUCGGAACUAUUCCAUUACCAUCAGACAGGAGUUAGAUACUCCAAGAAUAAAACACUACAAAGUGGUGAGCGAAGGAGCCAACUACACUAUUGAACUGGAAAAACCAGUGACACUCCCAAACCUCUUCAGUGUCAUUGAUUAUUUUGUGAAGGAAACUCGAGGAAACCUAAGACCGUUUAUAUAUUCCACUGAUGAAAAUCUUGGACAUUCAAAGACAGAUUCACCACUUAAAACGCCCCCCUGGAAGCAAGAGCCUCUUAUGAGACCAGUGAUCAAAAAUGUUUUUAGACCUAAUAUGAAAGAUUACAUGAAUGAUUGUGCAGGCCAAGAAUCCAAUAAAAUGAGAAGAGAGAAAAGAGAAAAUGAAGAAAAAAGUGGAUACUGACUGAAAUAAAAUUAUAAAUCAGCCUGCCUGAUCUUGGAAAAACCUAUUUCAAAAAUUCUACCUAGCAAGAAGAUUCAUGUCUCCUGAUUCUGGGUGACAAAAAAUCACCCCAAAGCACUGUGCUAUUUUCUUGGUAGUUAUCCUUUUAUAAGGAUGAUACAUAUGGUAGUUACAUAGGGUUUCUGGGAGAUGGACAUUUCCACAUGCUUUUUAUAAGCUGACAUUAAUCACUGUAAAUGAAAUUUGAAUUCUCAAUCUGACGGUAGUUCCAAUGCCUUAAUAGACCUUGUUGAAGUUUGAAACUGAACUUUCCAAGUACAAACAUUUUAAUUGACCACAAAGAGAAGCAUUUAAUCAUUAAGGAAAAAACACUUAGAUCACAGUUCCUCAUUUUCAUUAUUUAAAAUAAAUGGGCCUUACCUUUUUUUUUU
Messenger RNA from Antechinus flavipes (yellow-footed antechinus), 1536 nucleotides. It is a transcript of the gene STAP1, whose product is annotated as signal transducing adaptor family member 1. The record is from RefSeq and is a predicted model, not a curated record. Bases 92 to 1105 code for a protein of 337 amino acids. NCBI's taxonomy places the organism in Eukaryota, Metazoa, Chordata, Mammalia, Dasyuromorphia, Dasyuridae. Gene Ontology annotation, molecular function: signaling adaptor activity; protein kinase binding. The transcript is spliced from 10 exons. Gene Ontology annotation, biological process: cell surface receptor protein tyrosine kinase signaling pathway; positive regulation of B cell receptor signaling pathway.